AUGGAAUACGCAGCUGGAGGUAUCUGUGCAGCUCUUUUUUUAAAGCUCAGAAUGGGACGACCGCAUUACCCGGAAAGGAAAGGUGAAUAUUCCGUUCGAUCGAAAGCAUCGAACGGGUUAGCCGUUUGGUCCAACGCCGAUCGACCGAGCGACUUUUCAACCACCCCGUUUCCCGGUUGUGAAACCGUUUUGGAUGUUUUCAACUACGCCGUCAGAGUGAACGGGUCGAGACCGGCAGUUGGCGAACGAAAAAUCAUCAACACGGAAACCGAUGCCAAAGGUUUUGAAAAAUUGCACUUGAGCGAUAAAUACGACUGGUUGACGUUUGCGCAGUUGAACGAAAAAGUUGCCAACGUCUCCUCGGGUUUAAUCAACACGUGUGGGUUGAAACCGAAAGAUAAGGUGAUCAUCUACGCGGACACAAAGGCGGAUUGGAUGAUCACCGCGCAGGCGUGCUUUCGCACGAACGCUUCUGUUGUGACUAUUUACGCCACGUUAGGCGCGGAAGGCGUCGAACAUGGUAUCAACGAAACUUCGGCUUCAAUCAUCGUGUGCGACGGGAAGUUAUUAAAAACUGUUCAAGCCGUCGCAUCGAAGUGUCCGUCCAUUAAGCACAUCGUGUGCAUCGGUACGGAUCAGCAGGAACAUAUCUCGUCCUCAAAGUUGCCGAAAUCCAUCAAGGCGCACGCCUUGUCGGACAUCCAAGACUCAGGGUCCAAGAAGAGAUGCGACCCGGUUCCCCCUAAAUCGACAGACACGGCCGUCAUCAUGUACACGUCGGGUACGACAGGAGCACCAAAAGGUGUCGUCUUGGCGCACUCGAACGUGUUGGCCUCCAUGGCUGGUUUGAACGAUUCCGCGGAUUUGACAAACCAAGACGUCUACUUGGCGUACUUGCCCUUGGCACACAUCAUGGAAAUGGCGGCUGAAUGCCUCAUGAUGGCCCUUGGUGCUGCUAUUGGUUAUGGGUCGCCACAGACACUAACCGAUACGGGUUUGAAACUCGCUCCCGGCUCCCGAGGUGACGCGCCGACUUUACAACCAACCUUUAUGGUUUUUGCGCCGGCUGUUUUGGACAGAGUGCGCCAAGCGGUUCAAGCCAAAUUUGCCGCGGCGAGUCCAUUACUUAAGAAACUUGUCGGUGCCGGGUUAGCCGCUGGAGAAAGAGAGUUUCACGCCGGAAGAAUUGGAUCCACGGCGUUCUUCAACGCUUUGAUUUUCAAAAAGGUACAAAAACUGAUUGGCGGAAAAGUCCGUCAAAUGGUUUCCGGAUCCGCUCCUUUAUCCCGCGAGACGCACAUUUUCAUGCAAACGUGCUUCCGUUGCCCAGUACUUCAAGGUUAUGGUUUGACCGAAACCGCAUCGUGUGGCACCAUUUGCACGCCAGGUGAUUUUUCCGCGUCAGUCGGUGGUGUUUUAACUUCCACGAAGAUCAUCUUGAAGGACUGGGAGGAAGGAAACUACUCGACCAAAGAUGAGAACGAUGCCAGCAUUGGUUUACCAAGAGGCGAGAUUCUCAUCGGUGGCCCGGUUGUCUGCCAGGGCUACUACGUGCCGAGCGAUAAGCCAAACGCAGAGUUGCAGAAGAAGAACGAAACAGAGUUUUCGCUCAUCGACGGUGUUCGAUAUUUCCACACAGGAGAUAUCGGUCAGUUCACGAAGAAAGGUCAGUUGCAAAUCAUCGAUCGCAAGAAAGAUUUGGUGAAGUUACAAUUCGGCGAGUACGUCGCGCUCAGUAAAGUUGAAAACGUAUUGAAGCAGUGCCCUUACGUCGCUUCUGCGAUGUGCUACGCGUUAUCGAGCAAGUCGCACGUGAUUGCUUUGGUGGUUGUGAAUGAAGCUCCAGUGAAGAAGUUUGCGGAGAGCAACGGAAUUUCCGGCUCUAUCGAUUCGAUGAUCAAAGAUCCAAAGGUCGUCGCCGAAGUUACGUCUGCGGUACAAGCCGUGUGCAAGGGGAAGUUGGCCAAGUUUGAAAUCCCAUCGAAGCUCGCGCUCGAUGCGGAACCGUGGACUCCGGACAAUGACAUGGUCACCGCGGCGUUCAAGUUGAAGCGUCAAAAUCUCGUGAAGAAGUACAAGAAGGCCCUUGAUGCUGCGUAUGCGUAA
Messenger RNA from Bathycoccus prasinos, 2106 nucleotides. RefSeq lists its product with no specific name. Gene Ontology annotation, molecular function: long-chain fatty acid-CoA ligase activity. Bases 1 to 2106 code for a protein of 701 amino acids. The transcript has a single exon. Gene Ontology annotation, cellular component: membrane; endoplasmic reticulum. NCBI's taxonomy places the organism in Eukaryota, Viridiplantae, Chlorophyta, Mamiellophyceae, Mamiellales, Bathycoccaceae. The record is from RefSeq and is a predicted model, not a curated record.